AUGCAAUUUACUACGCAUUCACAUCAUUCCUCCUCACCUGUCAUCUACCUCCACCCACCUCACUCUGCUUCUUCGCCGCGGAAGGGGAAUCCACCAGAGGGACCAAGGGGGAGCAACAGCCCCCUCGCCGUCGAACUACUGGACGGCGGCUAGGAUCUCUCUCCUCCGACGGGCCGACAAGUGCCGGGGGCGAGGGGUGGGCAGGCCCAAAAUCAUCCGGCCGGUCAAGGCGCAUAGCAAGAUAAAGGAUUGGAAUUGGGGAGGAUAUGUGUUGAAAAAUCUGUUUCAAGCUGUCAAAAAGUUCAAGGCAGAUGUUUUGAGAAGAAACCCAACCGUGCAUAUAGUUGGAUGUCAUCUAUUUCUGCAGCUUUUUGUGCUUGAUAGCCUCGAGCUGGGUGUUCUAAACAGGGCAAGAGGUGUAACCCCGCUUAUAGGCUUGUAUGACUAUGAGUCGAUCAAGAAUAUGGUUGAGAAAAUUACAGUGAAUGUUGCCCCGGGCGAAGUUUCCUUUCACGGCGCAGCGGUGUGUAGCAAGCUCUCUAUGAGAAACCUAAUUGGAUGCAGUCUGAAGGAAGUCUGUGCAACAAAAACACCAAAGCCCACGAGAGCGCCAAAAAAGGCAAAUGCAGCGUGCACACCAAUUCUACGGAAUAGCUGUGCCAAAACCGGCCCGCAAGAGUUUUCAAAUUAUAUACGAACACGCUACCCAAGCAUAUCAGCGGAGAAACUUGGUAUACUUCUUCGGGAGCAGAAUGCCCGUGGGCUAGCAAAUAUUACAGAAAUACGUCAAGCGUUCCAGUCCAAUAUGUUCACUUUCACUGACAAGCCAAUGACAUGCAUAGCAGAUAGCUGCACUUGUUGCAAGGCGCAUGGAAGCAAAAGGUGCAUCUUGAAGAGGGAAGACACGAACACUGACCAUGUACCUCGCAUUGCAUCAGUAGAUCAAGCCCAAUUCAGCACGCCUUUAGUAAGCAAGAUUGGACCCCGAUUACCAGCACCAGGAAACCACGAAGGCACCGUGUCGGCAAACAGUUCCGUGUCUAGGAAAAGAGAUGGCAGUUUAUCUUCAAGCAUACAGUCAGGCACAACAAAGAAAAUCUGCUCACGUGAUCAGCAGGUUGUUGUUGCAGUAACCCCUGAUAUGUCUUCAACGUAUCUAUAAUUUUUGAUUGUUCCAUGCUAUUAUAUUAUCAACCUUGGAUGUUUUAUAUGCAUUUAUAU
Triticum urartu is the source of this 1221-nucleotide messenger RNA. RefSeq lists its product as uncharacterized. Lineage: Eukaryota; Viridiplantae; Streptophyta; Magnoliopsida; Poales; Poaceae. The record is from RefSeq and is a predicted model, not a curated record.